Messenger RNA from Ostertagia ostertagi, 711 nucleotides. The record is from the annotation of a GenBank genome assembly. NCBI's taxonomy places the organism in Eukaryota, Metazoa, Nematoda, Chromadorea, Rhabditida, Trichostrongylidae.
AGUAUCGUCUCCUACAGCUCGCUACCAAAAGUAUGCCGUACACUAGUCUCCGCUGAAAGCAUCAGACUUGCUGCGAUCAAACAAUACGUAGAAGAUGAAGAAGAAGAAGAUCCGAUAGAGGAUCUCGGCGAAGAAGUGGAGAAAAUCUUGAAGUCUCCGCGGAUAAUGUACAAGGACGACGUGAUUUCCAUACAUAUCGGAAUAUAUUCACGACCACAAAAAGGAAGGGUCUCCUGUAAUGAAUCGCCAUGCAUCGUGGAUAUGACGACAUCCGUUUACGAGAUCGCAAGUGUGAACGCACAUUUGCCGUAUGCGGCUCGUAUGAAGUUAUUGGAUAUUCCUGCAGUUGAAUGGCGCUUGGUUGAUGAUAGGCCGUUAACAAUGCUGCUGAGCGGUGCCAGCGGAAGCGGCAAACGCCUGCUCGCGACACGUUUGGCUAUGGAGACGCAUCGAAACAUCGUUGAAGAGUGUUCCUAUAACCUUUGGAGAGAAAGCGUCGAUCAAAUGGAGGCUAAUCUCAGAAACGCUUUUGAAAAAGCCAAGUCCUACCAACCGUCAAUUCUCUAUCUCACAUCUGUCGAUGUUCUUGGCUACGAUCCUGCCAGCGGCACACUCGGCAAGUUUUCUAUUCUGUUUAUUCUGAAAUGUCAUGUUUGCCUGAAAGUGUUGCUUAUUACCACGUACAAGAUCAUGCUGCUUAUGACUGAUUGA